AUGUUGCUGCAGCACUCCAUGUUCUGUUCCACUCCUUCUCUCUUCAUCCCAUUGCUGAAACAAAGGAAACCAUUUCUUCACCAUCUCUCUUUUCCUAGAAAGACCAAAAGUUCCAUCGUCAGAGUUUCUUCUCUUGGCCCUGGUUUAUUCGAUGAUAUAGUUCAAAUUGCACAUAACAAGAUUCUGAUUGCAGCUGGUGUUUCUGUGGCCAUUGGUCAGCUUUCUAAGCCAUUCACUUCUGUUAUUCUGUAUGGCAAAGAGUUUGAUAUCAGGGCAAUUGUUCAAGCUGGAGGGUUCCCAUCCUCACACUCUUCUGCAACAGUGGCUAGUGCAACAUUAUUUGGCCUUGAGAGAGGCUUCUCCGAUCCUAUUUUUGGUCUUGCAGUUGUGUAUGCUGGUCUCAUUAUGUAUGAUGCUCAGGGUGUAAGAAGAGAAGUAGGGAUUCAUGCUAGAACACUGAACAAACUACUGCUCCAGAUGCAAGCCAACUCUUUACAUUCCAAAGAUAAAGAUAAAGAUAAUUUAUUCAACUCUCAAUCAGGACUAUCAAAUCCACUAAAAGUAGAAGAAUUUGAGAAGUCGCUUCUGUCCCAAGAAGCCACUUUGGAACCACAACAAGCAAAUGGAGGUCUAUUGGUCAAAUCAGGAAGCAAAAUAAGGCAAACAGAAGCAGAAGAAACCUCAAAAUUGGCUGUUGAUGGUAUACCCCCAUUAAAAGAAUCCAUUGGCCAUACAGAGAUUGAAGUCAUAGUUGGUGCUUUAGUAGGCUUUUUGGUAGCUUUGGCUGUGUAUAAUAUCAUGUAA
This is a messenger RNA of Sphenostylis stenocarpa, 804 nucleotides long. NCBI's taxonomy places the organism in Eukaryota, Viridiplantae, Streptophyta, Magnoliopsida, Fabales, Fabaceae. The record is from the annotation of a GenBank genome assembly.